AUGAAGCUCGCCAGUAUCGGGCUUUUGGCCCUUGCAAAUGCAGAUCCUGAAGGGAGCAUAAGAUUGAAUGCGAACGACCCAGGUCAAGAGAAAUUCCGUAACUCAAAGUAUGGUCGUCUUGAGAUGGUAAGCGGUGGAAGAUGGGGAACCAUUUGUGAAAGUGGCUUCGACAGAAAAGCGGCGGAGGUUGCGUGCAGGAGCUUGGGUUUCCGGUCAGCUGGAUGGGUUUCGAAUUAUUUCAAGAUCUCCAAGGGAAACAUCGGAAACUUGAUGAUCGAGACAGGUCGAAAGAUUCACUACUCUGACUUUGUCUGCAACGGCGAAGAAAGCGGUUUGAUGGAAUGCAAGUACAAUGGUGCUGAAGAACUUCCCUGCAUGUGCACUGAAGAACACGACGUCGUGAUGCAGUGCAAGGGUAAAUGCCCGAUCAACCCCGAGACUGAGCAGCCUGAUUGUACUCUUCCUGAUAAGCCAAAGAUGAAGCCAAAACAUAUUUGUGAGGGCAUCCCAGCUGAUUGUAUGAGGCAAUUUGAGAAUAACAUCGAGAACACCUGCAAUGGCUGCCGACAGUGGUUGGAAGCCUGCGAAGCGCACCCAAGUAUCUCCCAUUUUGUCUACCCCAAUGGACGUGCGCCCCCAACUACAGUCCUUAUUACCACAACUCUUCCUGAAACAACAACGACUACAACUACUACGUCAACCACUACUACAACAGUUGCGGAGACCACAACUGUUGACCCAGCGAGCAUGUCAGGCUCGAAAACUGGAGAUGAUUCUGAAGAUGGUGACAGUAGCAGCAACGACGGAGCAAACUGCAGAAUGCUCGAGGGUGGCGGACAAAUCUGUGAUGAAGUUGAAGAAGAGGAUGAAUUCCCAAGCCGAACUGACAAUGCUGACGUGUCAAGCAUGAUCGCCAAUUCUACUUUUGAGUCUUUCUCUGGCGAUGGGGCCGAGGAAAAUGAUGAUGAGGACUUGGGUGCAAAACCAAAUGGAAUCGUCGCUGCGAUCAACUCUGAAAAUCCUUUCGAUUCGGAAGAAGCUAUCAAGGAAGCCGCUGAAAACAACGAAUGGAGCAAGGUCGAGAUCAACAAUAUCCUCAACCCGCACGAGCCCAUCGCUGACGAUAAUCCAAUCAAAACUGAAGCUUCCCCUGACGUGUUGGAUGAAGCUGAAGAGUUCCCCCGCGACGAGUACGAUACGACUUACAUGAACACAAAUGAAGAAUUCGACCGGGAUUCUCAAUCGGACGAUCCCGAGAUUGACGAGGGCAAUUUGAGCUCGGAAGAAGCCGUCGAGCUGGUCGAAGAAGAGAUCCGUGAAGAGGAAGCUGAAGAAAUUGAGGAUGAGUUUGAGUCUGAAGACCGUAAAUCUCCAAUGCCAACAAGCGAACCAAAGCCAGUCCAUGUUCCUACUUCUCCAUCUCAGCCCGAGAAAAAGCACCUUCCAGCAAACACCCAAAAACCAAUUGUCCAGAAUCACGGCGAAGUGUCCGACGCACGAAAAGCCGACGGAGCUCAAAACGAUGACGAGCCCGAAGUUUCUAUCGCAUCGAUGGGCAACAUCAAGAUUCCUGCAUGGGUCUGGAUCCUUGUUGCUAUCAUUUCUGUUAUCGUUAUUCUGUGCCUUGUCCUUGCAAUCACUCGCUGCGUUCGAAACGGAAGCGGCCGAGUUCUUUACAACGAACCUGGACCAAAAGGACCCAAAGUCUAA
This is a messenger RNA of Oikopleura dioica, 1710 nucleotides long. The record is from the annotation of a GenBank genome assembly. Lineage: Eukaryota; Metazoa; Chordata; Appendicularia; Copelata; Oikopleuridae.